CACUGCAGAGGUGAACGCUUCUCCACUUAGGAAAAUGCCAAUGAGCAGCUGUGGAUUUCCAAAAGUUUUUAUCCCAACACCCUCAUCUGCUUGAAUAAAGUGAAGAUAGAAAGAGGCUCCAAAACUUUUGACCAAAGAUAUUAAGAUGAGCUCAGACCCGGUGGAGCAGUCGGAGGCUCCGGCUGAACAGACAGAACGAAACGGAAUAGACUUCAAUCGACAGAUUAAAACAGAAGACCUCAACGACUCUCCUCAUUCAACCUCCUCUGUGAAGACAUGUCACCUCACACAGAGCUCUCCGGUGCAUGGGGGUCAGCUGACAGGGGAGCUCACCUCCCUCCAUCCAAUGCAGCAACUGGUUCUGAUGCCGCCGUCUCACCUGUCGACUCCCUCCCCCUUCCUAAUCUCCCAGAGUCCCUCCAGCCACCAAGCCCUCCUGCAGCCGAACCUGCUCUCCCUUCCCGGCCAGAGUCCACCAGGUCUCCUUCAGCAUCAGUCUGGGCUAGCGCUGACUCCACAGGCUAUGAGUCGCUCCGGGUUGGCUGGACCCUCUAUGGAGAACCACAUGGACAUGUCACACCUGCAGAUGCCCAAACACAUAUCUGUGGCCCCGCAGGAGGAACCCAAUGAUUUGGAGGAACUGGAGCAGUUUGCCAAAGCAUUUAAGCAAAGACGCAUCAAGCUGGGCUUCACUCAGGGAGACGUGGGCCUGGCAAUGGGAAAACUUUAUGGGAAUGAUUUUAGCCAGACCACAAUAUCUCGAUUUGAGGCUCUGAAUCUCAGCUUCAAAAACAUGUGCAAGCUCAAACCUUUGCUGGAGAAGUGGCUCAGUGAUGCAGAAAACUCACCUUCUGACUCGAUGAACACUCAAACCUCUCUGCCUCCUCUGAUGGAGGGAUACGGACGCAAACGGAAAAAGAGGACAAGCAUAGAAACCAACAUCAAGCUGACGUUGGAGAAACGUUUUCUUGACAAUCCAAAACCUAACUCAGAGGAGAUAACCUUGAUCUCCGAGCAGCUUUCCAUGGAGAAAGAGGUGGUUCGAGUUUGGUUCUGCAACCGCCGUCAGAAGGAGAAGAGGAUCUACUGCCCAGUAGCUACUUUACCAGUCAAAUCGCACAGCUACAACUCCAGAAUGGCUUCUACAUCCAGGUCCUAUAGUCCUUUGGCCUCAGGUGCAGUUUCAUCAAAUUCAUCUCCAAACAGCACAAGUCGGGAACCAUCUCCCAACAGCCUCUCAGUUGCUGCCUCUGUUGCUCUGACCUCCCAGGUCAACCCAGCUUCGUACAGUACACCUGGUUCCUGGUACCGCGCCUGGAAUGCUCCCACUUAUCACCACUGAGAGCCACAAACUGUAUCAUACAAAGCUUUUAAAGAAGAAGGAAGAUGGAUUAACACACUCUCCUUAUUUUGAGCAGGGUUACAACUUAUAUGUUGUAUCAACAAAAAUUAAACACAACACAAAGCAGGACAAUAAGGAGAGGACUUGGUUACGCAGAUUUUUCCUGCCAGUUAUUUGUUCAUAUUCCAAGGAGCCUGGAGAAAGUCAAAUCGUGCUCAUGGGAUUCCUUAUUCGAUUGAAAAAAUGAAGGAUGAAGAAAAAUAAUCAUCAGAAGCAUCAGCUGGAAGUCUAAUUUUUGAGUACUCAAGCUCAAGACCUUUUUUUUUUUUUUUUUUGUAUGUUGAAGGAUUCCUGUGCAGAUUCACUGAAAUUUCGUCAAACUUCUUCUUUAGUCAUCUUUGUACAAAGCGUUUAUCUGCUGAUAACAGUGCUGACUUGGGUGUGCUUAUAUUUAAUUUAAAUGUAACUUAUAUACCGGUAGUGCUGAUUCACAAGAAAACAUAAGAAAUUGUUUACAUAUUGCAAAUUAGAUUUUACACCCCAAUUGGAGGGAUUUGGGUUUCAAUUAUUUCCAUUAUUAUGUCUUAAAAUUAAAGUAACAACCUUAAAGGUAUAGCGGAGGAUGUUCUUUUUUCCGGGUGCAUCAUCAAAUAAGUGGUCCUCCUAAAUUGUCAAAUUGGGCUUGUGCAUGCUCUUGCACGCAUUUAAUAGGUGUUCCCCUUUCAGAAGAGGGUGCAGGGUUGUGCAUGUGCAUUUUUUUUUUUUUUAAGUGGAGAGGGCAGGUCUUUAAAAAUUUGCGAAAAUCCUCCACUAUACCUUUAAAUAUUACUCUGUAUACACCUGGACUAAUAUUAGCAUGGAUGUACACUACCAAGCUGCAGAGUGACCAUACACUUUUUGCUAUCUAUAAGGUUCUGGUAUAAUUCCAACUUUAUACUGAACCAAUCUAAUCAAAAUUUUAAAAAAGUUCAUUGACCAUCAGUUUUAAGUUUUUUCUGUAAAUGUUCAAGGGUUAAAGUUACUGUCUAUCCAGUAGCUUCAUAUUGGCCUUAAUUGUCCGGUUUGAAACCAAUGCUGAAGUUCAAAUUUGAGCCACAAUUAUGAGCUGACAACAAAGAGAAGGAUUAGAUUAAAACAUAAAUAAGAAUAACCCCAAAAAAGCUAAGUUCCAAUUUCACAUAAACCAGAAAUUGCUAGAACCCCAGUUUUACUAAGCUCAGCGAUACAGACUGAUAGGGCCUGACCAAGAAAGAAAUCGACACCUAAUUGUACUCCUUAACCACUGUAACGGAAAAUAUAUUGGAGUGAGUCAAGCUGAGGUUUUCAGACCUUACAUCGUAUCUGCCUCAAACAGGGUAUAGGGAGCAUCAUGCUGGGGGCACUGGCACCAUAAGGGGGCCAUACUGGAUAGAGGAUUCGAACAAAGCAUUUGUUCAGAAAACAGGGCUCACAUAUCCAGACACAAUUCUACCAGAAGCUACAUGAGAUACAUUAUGCUAAGGAAAUUGUAGCUAAUUGUUAGUUGGAGUUAACCUAAAUGUGACUGUAUCUACCUGUAUACUGUUAUUUUGACUCUGUAUGGAUUAAAGACGAGGCACAAUGAGCUUCACUUUGUGCAUCCAGUUUAUUUAUGUAAAAUACCUGCCAAAGGCUCAAAAGUUGAUGGUUUUAAAAGUAAUAGCAGAGUGUUAGAGCUAUCCAAAUGUUUCAAAACUUGUAAGAAAGUUCUAACCUUUAAUGAUCGAAAAUUAGGCAUCUACAUUUUCCACUGUAUAUUAUUUUUUGGGUAAAUCCCAUUCAACCUUCUGUCAGAUUUCAUCUGAAGCUCUAACACUUACUUUUUUAUCGUUUGAUGACUUGUUUGAUUUUGAAUUUCUCCUUUUAUUGUUUAAUGUGUUUAAUUUAAUUGCAUGGAAAUGUUGCUGUGGUCUAGAGAUCUGUUAUGUUCUGUAUCUUUACAAGAGGUUCAUUCUGAUAUGUUUCAAAAUAAAGCGAUGUUUCACUAAAAUGAAGCCAAACCUACUGUAAAUAAAUUCUUUU
Messenger RNA from Cyprinodon variegatus (sheepshead minnow), 3382 nucleotides. It is a transcript of the gene pou2f3, whose product is annotated as POU class 2 homeobox 3. Gene Ontology annotation, biological process: regulation of transcription by RNA polymerase II. Gene Ontology annotation, cellular component: nucleus. Lineage: Eukaryota; Metazoa; Chordata; Actinopteri; Cyprinodontiformes; Cyprinodontidae. The transcript is spliced from 13 exons. The record is from RefSeq and is a predicted model, not a curated record. Bases 146 to 1342 code for a protein of 398 amino acids. Gene Ontology annotation, molecular function: DNA-binding transcription factor activity, RNA polymerase II-specific; RNA polymerase II cis-regulatory region sequence-specific DNA binding.